Molecule: messenger RNA, 480 nt
Organism: Penicillium soppii
Lineage: Eukaryota; Fungi; Ascomycota; Eurotiomycetes; Eurotiales; Aspergillaceae
Exons: 3
Coding region: 1-480 (159 amino acids)
Source: RefSeq, a predicted model, not a curated record
AUGAGCUACCUCCGCCAGUCAGUUUUACACCCACCAAUGCCAUGGCCUCACCGGCUCGGAACUAUUAGGCUUCAGCCAGCUCGGACAAAGACUAUUCAGCGAUCUAUGGCUACCAGUGGACCGGAAAGGCAGCAGGCUGUUCCCCGAUGGUUAAUAGCCUCAUUUGGACUCGGCCUGCCGAUAUCCUUCUACUUUUGGCAAAGAGGUGGCAAACAGAAUCCCAAGACCAAUGUAGUUCGCGAAGAACAUAGGGAAUCAGCACGGGGAGCCAAUCAAGAGUAUACAGAGGACGAUGAUAAGCCUCGAGGAAUGGGCUCUGCGGGUGGUCCAAAGUCCAUGUCGUUCAAGCAGGAAGGUCUUUCGAAUGCCGACGCCAUGCAUCCAUAUGUCAAUGAGCCCGGAAAAAGCAAAAAGGGGGAGGGGGAGACUGAGACUGUGAAGGUAAAAGGUACUGUGAGAACCGAUAGACCGCAGGUAUAA